Molecule: messenger RNA, 2174 nt
Organism: Baudoinia panamericana UAMH 10762
Lineage: Eukaryota; Fungi; Ascomycota; Dothideomycetes; Mycosphaerellales; Teratosphaeriaceae
Exons: 2
Coding region: 65-1993 (642 amino acids)
Biological process (GO): base-excision repair
Cellular component (GO): nucleus
Molecular function (GO): DNA-(apurinic or apyrimidinic site) endonuclease activity; double-stranded DNA 3'-5' DNA exonuclease activity; phosphoric diester hydrolase activity
Source: RefSeq, a predicted model, not a curated record
AUGAACGAGAUGAUCUUAAAGCCGGGUCACCGACGAGGGCAAGUGCAAGGCAGACGUUGGUGAGAUGAGGCUUACGACAUGGAACGUCAACGGAAUACGUAACCCGUUUUCAUACCAGCCAUGGAAUCAAGCUCGCUCAUUCCCUGCCAUGUUCGAUAUCCUGGGUAGUGACAUCGUUGUCAUGCAGGAGCUCAAAAUACAACGCAAAGACCUCCGAGACGAUAUGGUCUUGCUUGACGGGUGGGACUGCUACUUCAGUCUGCCCAAGCAUAAGAAAGGCUACUCUGGCGUGGGCAUCUACACCAGGAAUGCAACCUGUGCGCCGGUGAAGGCAGAGGAGGGCCUUCUGGGUGUACUGCCUUCGCCGAACGGGACACCUUAUUGUCAGCUCCCGGAAGAUCAGAGCAUUGGAGGCUAUCCUAGCGAAUUGCAGGUUGCCGAGCUGGGUGUUGAUCCCAUGGUACUUGACGCGGAGGGCAGGUGUGUGAUGGUGGAAUUCCCAGCGUUCGUCCUACUUGGUGUAUAUUCUCCAGCGAACAGCAACGGCCUGCGUGACGACUUUCGGUACGGCUUCAUCUGCGCGUUAGAUUGCCGCAUUCGCAAUCUCAGCAAAGCCGGCAAGCGGGUGGUACUCGUAGGUGAUCUCAACGUUUCCCGUGACGAAAGAGAUACUGCGUCUGCGCUUGAGGAUAUGCGUAAAGCCGGGAUUACGCACGAAGAGUACAUCAGCACGCCAAACCGCCGCAUCUUCAACCAGCUGCUGGUUGAUGGCGAAGUUGUUGGCGAACGAGACGAUGGUCGCGAGUCUGGCCUUCUGUGGGACACCUGUCGCGCAUUUCAUCCUCAACGGGAGCGGAUGUAUACGCACUGGGAACAGAAGAUCAACGCACGCCCGGGGAACUUUGGCAGCAGAAUCGACUUUGUCCUGGUAUGCGAAGAGAUGCAGACCUGGGUCAAGGAUGCAAACAUUCAAGAAGGCUUAGUUGGGUCUGAUCACUGUCCCGUCUACGCGGACUUCCAUGAUGAUGUGAUGUGUGCUGGGGAGACGGUGAAGCUUGCUGAUGCCAUGAACCCAGCAGGCGUCUUCUCGCGUGGAUUCCGUGCAAGGGAGUGGCGACUUUCAGACGUACCAGUCUUCUCUGCUAAAAGACUUCCGGAGUUUGAGAGACGAAGGAGCAUCAAGUCCAUGUUCUCCACACCGAGCCUCAUCAAGCAGUCUUCGACGCAGGUUGCGCAGGGCGUAUUUGAUGCUGAGCGAAGUUUCAUACCAUCCCCACCACAGCGCGAGAGUGAGGAGCCUCAUACAACAGUACCGCUAAGUCAAGAAAUUGCGUCGACAGCACCUACAGCGCACGACAACCAGUCGUCAUCGGGGGUAAAGCGAAAAGCAUCUAUGGCUACAAAGCUCAAGUCAUCGAAGCGGCAGAAAUUGGAUGGCGCUGCGCCUUCUUUGAAAGGCCAGCAAAGCUUGAAAGGCUUCUUUCAGUCAGGCAGAGCCGAGGUAGACACCACUGCGUCUACACAGUCUUCGACUGCCAUCGAGCCGGACGCAGCUGGUGUACUGACAACGCCGGAGACUUCACCUAUCAAAAGCACAGACGGCGGCAUCAAUGCAAGUGCUACUCCCGCCUAUGAUCCGACCACGCACCUACCCGACCUGGACUCCAAUCUCCCUCCAUCCUCUCAGUCUUCGACGACAUCUCCGUCAAGAGUUUCCGCGAAACUUGCAGCUGUCGAGCGGACGCAGAGGUCUUGGUCCACCCUCUUCUCCCGUCCAGUAGCGCCCAUGUGCGAAGGACAUGACGAGCCCUGUAAAAGCAUGCUGACGAAGAAGAAAGGCUCCAAUCAAGGCCGCAGUUUCUGGAUGUGUGCGAGACCUCUGGGACCGAGUGGAAACAAGGAGAAGGGUACCCAAUGGAGAUGUCCAACCUUCAUUUGGUGCUCAGACUGGCAGAAUGGGAAAGGGGAGGCGAAGGAUGGUGGAAACGGCUGACGCAGGAUUAUAUGCGCGGCGAUCUCUCUCAUCAUGCCGAAGGUUGAGCGGCACAUAUGAAGGCAGUUCGCCGAAGGUAGUGCCGGUAUGCCGGAAGUGCAGAUGGACUGCAUUGGUUACCCAUCGUCGUUGUUUUAUGUACUUGUGCUAACGCCGUGAACGCCAUCUUAUCUCACUCGUC